Messenger RNA from Naumovozyma dairenensis CBS 421, 3735 nucleotides. It is a transcript of the gene KSP1, whose product is annotated as putative serine/threonine protein kinase KSP1. Gene Ontology annotation, biological process: chromosome segregation; protein phosphorylation. The record is from RefSeq and is a predicted model, not a curated record. The coding region runs from base 1 to 3735 and encodes 1244 amino acids. The transcript has a single exon. Gene Ontology annotation, cellular component: nucleus; cytoplasm; centrosome. Gene Ontology annotation, molecular function: protein kinase activity; ATP binding. Lineage: Eukaryota; Fungi; Ascomycota; Saccharomycetes; Saccharomycetales; Saccharomycetaceae.
AUGUCAUUAGAUUACGAAAUUUAUAAAGAAGGUGGUAUUCUAAAUGAUAGAUACCAAAAAAUUGAAGAUAUUAGUGAAGGUUCAUACGGUUAUGUCUCUUUAGCAAAAGAUACUAAAGAAAAAAAAUUGGUUGCUAUAAAAUAUAUAUUCAAAUUAGAUCCCGAUCAACGAGAUGAAUACGACAAUGAUGAUUGUGACCGUGACCAUAACGAUUGUUCUAGUUUGGAAAAGAAACAAAACUAUCUCGACCAUAAACAAUCCUUAAUCUCUCCUAACGUCAGAUCAAGAUUAACUGAUGAUAUUUGCUUGGAGGCGAUGUAUGAAGUGGAUAUUCAAACUAAAAUUGGUAGACAUAAAAAUAUAGUUGCACUUUUAGAUUUCUUCGAUUCUUAUAUCAUUAUGGAGUAUUGUUCAGGUGGUGAUCUUUAUGAAGCUAUUAAGGAUGAUAUCUUACCAAGAAAGACUAAACCUAUCACCCAUAUCAUAUCUCAAAUUAUGGAUGCCAUAGAAUUCGUUCAUAAUAAGGGGAUUUAUCAUAGAGAUAUUAAACCUGAAAAUAUCUUAAUUACAGGGAUCGAUUGGACAAUUAAAUUGACUGAUUGGGGGUUAGCAACUACUGAUAAAACCUCAUUUGAUCGUUCUGUAGGUAGUGAAAGAUAUAUGGCUCCAGAAUUAUUCGAAUCAAAUUUGGAUUUAGAUGAAAGGAAAGAACCUUACUCUUGUGAUAAAGUCGACUUAUGGGCUAUGGGAAUUGUGUUUUUGAAUAUUGUUUUCCAUAAAAAUCCAUUCAGUGUGGCAAAUCAAUCUGAUAAAUCAUUUUGUUAUUUUGCUGCCAAUAGGGAAGCUUUAUUUGAUGUCUUUUCAACAAUGACCUAUGAUUUUUUCCAAGUGUUAAGGUACAGUUUGACAAUCGAUCCAACAAAUCGUGAUUUGAAAAAAAUGAGAAUGGAAUUAUUGAAUUUAUCAGAAUAUACCCUUGAUGAUGAAUAUUAUAACUCUAUUGAAGAAGGUGGUUAUGAAACGGAAAUAUCAGAUGUCACCACUACUACAUCGACUCCAUUACCUCCUAUCCCACCAUCCUCUGCACCAGUUGGAUUACCUACUCCAGUUUCAUCUACUACAAAAGUACCAGAAUUCAAGAAUGUAUUCACACCAGGGGAAGUCAAAAAUAACGAAAAUAAUACCUCAAGUAAUAAUUUCUCCACUGUGGAAAGUACCUCAACUGCAGUAGGUUCCAAUUCUACAUCAAACUCCAAAAAUACUGAUUAUGACGAUAAUAAUAAUAAUAACAAUAAUGAUAACAAUACCAAUAAACUCAACAGUAGUUCUGCUAAUAAAAAUGAACCAAACUUUAAGAAACCAUUUGAAAUUCCACAAUUUAAUAUUCUGCAUCAUAAAAACGAUAGUACUAAGAGUAAUAAUAGUUCAAACAGUGUAUAUAGUAAAAACUCACACUAUCAUAAUUAUCAUAACUAUAAUAACGAAUACAAUACUAAAUUUAAUCCAAAUAGAAGGGAAUCAUAUAACGUUGGUUAUACUUCCAAAGAAAGAGCCAAAUCGACACCAAAAUUCAAGUUCCAAAAACGUCGUCGUAAUUCAAAGAAAAAUUAUAAUAAUCAUUCAAAGGCAAAUCCAAUUAAAAUUGAAAAUAGGAAUAGAAGUAAAAUUCUUAAGAAUUCAAGGAAACCUUUGGGUAUACCUACACCAAAUACUCAUAUUAAUAAUUUCUUUCAUGAAUAUAAAGCUUCUAAGCAAGACUCGGAUCAUUUUAACACAAGAGAUUUUUUCACUCCACCAAGUAUUCAAAAUAGAUAUAUGGAAGGUAUUUUCAAUAGUAAACAAUAUAAACAGCAUCGUCCGUAUAAUAAUAAGAUUUGGAACAAGAAUUUCAUGACUAAUAAUAAUACUGCAAGCAUCACCAAUUCUACCACAGGUAAUAUCAACAAUAACGGUAAUAGUUAUAAACAACCCUCUGGAUAUGGUAAAUUUAGAAGACCAAGCACAACAGGCAGUUCAUAUUACGCCAAUAAUAAUAGUAAAUCUCCAAUGAAUAGAUUAAGUUUUAGUUCUCAUACCCCUUCUGGAAGUUAUGGUAGACGAGGUUCCGCAACUACAAUGCCUUCUACAGUACUUCAACAUUCACCAGGUAGUUAUGUUCCACCAAGCUUAAGAAAUAAUAGAUUUAAUGGUACAACAGCAUCAACUCAAUUUUUAUCAGUUUCCCCGAAUAUUCCAACUAUUUCCUCUGUUUUAGAUGAAUCCAAUUCCUUUGUGCCCAAAUCUACUAAUACUAGUUCAAAUGUUAAUUAUAAACAACCGCAGCCACAAAAAUAUCAACAACCAAAUUCAUUAAUUAGUAGCGAUUUGGAAGAUCAUGAUUCAGAUGAAGUUUUAUUUACAUUAGAUGAAAAUGAAAAUGAUUUUGUACAAAAUAUGAACAAUUUAACGUUAGACGAUGAUAGGGAUACUCAUCAUGUUCAAAAUACGACCACGCACAAUAACAAUAACAACAAUAAUCAUACUAUAGAUGAACAUAGUUCAAUUAAUAAUGGCACAAACCCGCUGUUAUUACAAAGGUCACAACAAGAACCACAACAUCAAAACAUCACACAUUAUCAAAAAUCCCCGAGGUUAUCUCAAUCACAUAAUAAUAACUAUGUGAAUUCCAAUGAUGAAGAAUUACCAGAUUUACUGAGGUCACCUAUGGCUCAAAACGCUCAAUUAAAUUCAUAUACUAUGCCAUCAAUGUAUGAACAACGACGUCAACAACAACAACCAUCAUCAUCAUCUAUGCUGAAUUAUAAUUCGAAUAAUAAUAAUACUACCACAUUAAACAAUCCAUUAUUACAACCUGUUCAUAACAGACGAACAUCAUCUCCAUUAACUCAUGAAGUUCAAAUAAACGAAAGUGAAGAAGAUGGAUUCAUUAAUGACAUUAAGAGGAAGACGAAAAUGGGUGUAUAUGUUCCACCACAUCAUAGAAGAAGUUUUAAUAAUAGUGAAAUGAAAUCAGGUAAUAUAUUGAAUCAAACAGAUUCCAUGUCUAAAUCAUUAGGAACUAGCAAUGGAGCAACUUUAUCUGUGUCACAUAAUACUAUGAUGUUUAGUAGUGGUGGUGAUGAUAGAGUUAGUCCUCGUGGAAGUUCAAUCAAGUACGAUAAUAAUAAUAAUAGGAUUGGUAUGUUAAGUUCUAGUUUCCAUAAGCCGUUUAUUCCAUAUCAUAGUAGAAAUGCAGCGAACGAUAAUAGUAAUAAUAAUAAUAAUGAUAAUAUUGGUGAUAAAAAGAAGAUAGAGGAGGAAGUCAAGAAUAUUAAUGUUGACGAUGGUAAUACCACAGCGAUCCAGGAUGAUGAUGUGUUUGCAAAUUCUUAUAAUGAUGCUUUGAUUUUUGAAGAUGAUGAAGAUGAUUUUGUCGAAGAAUAUUAUAAGAAUAAUGCUAAUGAAAGAUCUAUGUUUGGUCCUUAUGAGAUUUAUAAUGAUAAUAUUCAAUCAAUGCAAGAUGAGGAUGAUGAGGAUGAGGUAGAAGAUCAAGAUGAAGAUGACGAUGGAGACAAUGCUGUUGAAAAUGAUGUUCAUGUUCGUCGUGACCAUAAAGACUUGGAUACACUAAGUAACAAAUCUGCUACUACGACUGCUGCUGGAAAGAGGAAAUCUAGUAUUUUACAUGAAGGAGUUGUUGGUUCAUUAGAACAAUAUAAAAAUAAUUGGUUAAUGUUGCAACAGCAACAGGAUUGA